AUGCCUAAUUGUUAUUCUUAUACUGUGACUAAUUCAGUAUUAUAUUUACCAGGAAAAGAGAAAAUGGAUCCUUUUUUGCAAGAGUAUUUACUCCGUCAAAGGGCUGCAGAAGCUGCAGAGGCUGCACGGAGAGAAAGAGAGAGAGGUGCGGUCAACAAUGCCUACUUCCGAGAUGAUGAUAUUGAUCAUGCCAACAGCAUCUACAUGGAUGAAGACGGUAAUACGUAUCGGUUUGGUAGAUAUGAUGAUGGAUCAUAUGGUAAUCCUUUGAGAGAUUCAUAUGCAGGUCCCUAUGCUUUAGGCCCUGGCACACGUUUAAGGAAUACCAGACCUUUGAUACUCGAUGACAGGUAUGGGGGUAGAGUGCCAUUUGCCGGUGUACAGGCCCCAGUUACAACGUAUGUGAGAACAAGUCCAUUAGCAGCGGGUACCAAUUGGGAUGGCGAUGAUGAUGGUGGUGUUCCCGCUGUAGCUGAAAUUCGGGAACCUACAGUUACUUCCCUACAGAAGCCGGUCUAUCAUCCAGAAAGGUCAGAUAGAUUGGAACGUUGUGAUGUCCCAAGAGUAUCCAAUGAGCCUACCAUGUUUGUUCUGGAUAGGUUUGGCAACUUGCGCCCUUACCGAGUUGAGAAACCUAAGAGGAAGGAGCUGGAUGCUAAUGAUUUGAUUAGGUUGCUAUUGGGUGGUAGAGAGCAUGAUACCCAUGAAGAUACAGAAGCCGAAGCAAGUGAAGAGUCAAUUGCAGAGAGGGAAAAGGAGGAGAAGGAACAACCAGAUCAGGAGGAAUUACGCUCUGAGACACCAUUAACUAGGAAAUCAUUAGCCAAUUUGUUAACAAAGUUAACCCAACCUAAUGAAGGCGAUGAGGAACAAGUUAACAGGGAUGAGUCAAAGGACGGUGAAGGUGCCAAUUUCUUGUCUGACUCAAACAAGUUACCUUUUAGUUCGUUCUACAACAUGAAUGCCCCAGAAAUUCCAAGGCCACAAUUUACCUUGAAGAAAUCUGCCCCAGUUGUACCGGUAUUAAAUGUCCACAAGUCUGCCGAGGAAAAGAAGAAUGACGAAAAGACCAAUACAGGCAAUGAAAAUAACAAGACUGAUGGCAGCAGCAACAAGCCAAGCAUCAUUGAAGAUGUAAAAGUCUCAGCACCACAAUUUGAAUCUAAGGAUAAGCCAUUCUCUCCUGAAUUGAACUUGUACGAGUUUAAGACCAAAUAUAUUGCAGUGUUGUCAUUACCGGGAGUUAGUAAGGAGUUUGUGGAAAUUGAUUAUCAUCCAACCACCAAUGAGUUAGUUGUUCACGGUGAAAUCAAGAACAAAUAUCUCAGUGAAGAUGAUGCAGUGGCCAAUUCUUUUGUUUUAAAACUCAGUGAACAAAGAUUUGGUAGUUUCAAGAGAAUCAUCAAAUUACCUUCGUAUCCAGGGGUGGACGAUUCACAGAUCAAGGCUAGGUUCAUCAAUGGUAUGUUAGAAAUCAAGAUACCUAAGUUAGACGAAUCACAAGUUAAAGCCAAGCCUAAAAAGAUUGUGUUAGAGGAUGUACCAGAUGAAGAAUUGGAGCGGGAGAGCCAGAGGUUUAAUCUAGUCAAGUGA
Pichia kudriavzevii is the source of this 1593-nucleotide messenger RNA. RefSeq lists its product as uncharacterized. Gene Ontology annotation, biological process: protein folding; response to hydrogen peroxide; response to heat. The transcript has a single exon. NCBI's taxonomy places the organism in Eukaryota, Fungi, Ascomycota, Pichiomycetes, Pichiales, Pichiaceae. The coding region runs from base 1 to 1593 and encodes 530 amino acids. The record is from RefSeq and is a predicted model, not a curated record.